GUUUUUAUAAUUCAAAUUUCAAACAAACAAAACAAAACAAAAAAAAAAUCCGAUUAAAAAAAACUCAAUGUCUUCAUCUACAAUCUUCAUCUCUCAAAAUAACAAUUCGUUUAUCGAUCAAAUUGAAUUUAAAUGAUCAAUCGCGAAAUAUGAAUAUUUUUUUCGCAUAACAACCAAGUGCGAUUAGAUUUAUGAAAAUUUUUCGUUUUCUGAUUUCAAACUCGUAAAUGUUAUUUCGAAUAUUUCGGCUGUUCGACUAUAUACACUCAAAUAGUCACCAAGAAAUAGCCGAAAUACUCACACACUUUUUUUUGCUGUGAUAACUUUUGUAAUUGGUAAAUCAGGAAAAAUUGAAUCAAGAUCCUAGUAUGCGUCGAUUGAUAAAAUUUCGUGAACAAUCAAACAAAGAAGGUUCGCGGCCAACGAUCAAACCACAGGUUAUUAAAAGUGGUCAAAAAAGUGAUCAAGAAGAAUCUGAUCCCGAAUUAGAACAUGAUGAAGACGGUGAUGUCAUUAGACGUCGUCAUCGACAUCGUGAAGUUAUCGAUGCCGAAGAAAAUGAUGAUGAAAAUAUUGAACGUCGUCAUGAAUUAUUGAAACAACGGAUGCUUAAAUUAAAAUUGGAACCUGCACAAAAUGCUUUCAGUGAUGACGACGAAAACGAUGAGGAAGAAUCAGAAAAUGAAUCCAAAUAUUCAGAAGAUGAAGUAAUGCCUCGAUUGAAACCAAUUUUCGUUUCCAAAAAAGAUAGUAUAACCAUCAAUGAGAAAGAGGAACAGGAACGCAAACGUAUUGAAACUGCCGAAUUGGAAGCGAAAAUUGCAUUGGAAGAACGCCGUCGAUCAACAUUAAAAUUAAUUAAAGAAGACCGUCGUCGUGAAGAAGAAGAACGAGAAAAGAAUAAAGCGGCAGCCGAAGAAGAAGCAAUUAUCAAAGGAAUCGCUUCGGUUAUCACCGAUGAUGAAGAUGAUGAAACGGCAUUCGAAUUAUGGAAAGUCCGUGAAUUAAGACGAAUCAAACGAGAAAAAGAAGAGGAAGAACAACGAGACAGAGAACGACGUGAAAUUGAACGAUUACGAAACAUGACAGAAGAAGAACGACAGGAAGAGUUGAAAAAGAAUCCACGUGUUGUAACUAAUCAACAGAAAAAGGGCAAAUAUAAAUUCCUACAAAAGUAUUAUCAUCGUGGUGCAUUCUAUCUGGAUGCAGAAGAUCAGGUGUUCAAACGAGAUUUUGCGCAACCAACACUGGAAGAUCAUUUUGAUAAAUCCGUAUUGCCAUCGGUUAUGCAAGUGAAAAAUUUUGGCCUUGCUGGUCGCACAAAAUAUACACAUCUAACUGAUGUUGACACGACUGCAUUUGAUUCGGCUUGGUCAGCCAAAGAUAAUACACAUGCGAUACAAUUUCAUCAAGCUCAUGGUGGUGGAAUGAAACAAUCAUUCGAACGACCGGGCAAGCGGAAAAAAAUGAAAAUUUGAAUAGUGUAAAUAAUUUUUUAAUAUUUUUUUUUCUUUAAACUUUAAUUAAUAA
Molecule: messenger RNA, 1530 nt
Organism: Dermatophagoides farinae (American house dust mite)
Lineage: Eukaryota; Metazoa; Arthropoda; Arachnida; Sarcoptiformes; Pyroglyphidae
Product: microfibrillar-associated protein 1
Source: RefSeq, a predicted model, not a curated record